Ruditapes philippinarum (Manila clam) is the source of this 4503-nucleotide messenger RNA. Its product is annotated as advillin-like. The record is from RefSeq and is a predicted model, not a curated record. The coding region runs from base 316 to 3195 and encodes 959 amino acids. The transcript is spliced from 28 exons. Gene Ontology annotation, biological process: cytoskeleton organization; barbed-end actin filament capping; actin filament severing. Gene Ontology annotation, molecular function: phosphatidylinositol-4,5-bisphosphate binding; actin filament binding. NCBI's taxonomy places the organism in Eukaryota, Metazoa, Mollusca, Bivalvia, Venerida, Veneridae.
ACGUCCGGAUAAACAACUUUAAAAACGCUAACGUUAAUCAAAAUGUAAAAAUAAAAUUAUUUUACAUCAAGUGCCUUGAAGUGAUUUAAAAAUAAUUUAAUUUGAAAGGCAAUAAUUCUCUGAACAUAUUCAUACAAAAAUGGAAUAAUUCGGCUGACAUUAAGCGAUGUUAUGAGUGAAAAACUAUUGCGAUCGCCCGGAACAAACCGGAAGUGGACCAAAUUAUCAUAGAAAUAAAUAUGUUUGAUCUAAACAAAGCUAGAGAAUUGAGGAAACAACUAAAAGCAGCAGAAAGGGAAGGUAGUGGACUUAAAAAUGGAAGUGGAAUCUAAUAAUUGUGAAAACAAUUAUUCUAAUGAAGAUCAAGUUUCUACAAAAUGUGAUGGGAAUAACAAACACAAAGAAAAUGAAGUCUUUGAAUUGAUACAUAAAGACGGUGGGGGAAUCUUGAAAAUCAAUGCCGGUGUUCGGCCAACAAGUGUACAAAGUGUUCGGGAAACCGUAACAAAAGUUAUGGACGUCCGGCCCAAAUCAGGCAAAAGUCUCUCUUUCCAGCUAGGUACCGGGAGAGUAACACCAGCACUGUCUGUUUCUACCGCGGACUUUCAAUUCAAGAAGCGAGAUGUCAGAACGCCGAUCUCCGCUAGACGUUUUACAAGCUCUGUUGCCGAGACUAUGAGUACAAUUACAGAAGUGAAGAUGUCGAGAGAUGGGGCACGAAGUCCGACUCCCAACGCAAUUACCGAGAUCGAAUCGGCUUUUCAAUACUUGGAUCCGGACAAAACUGGUUUCUACAUUUGGAGGAUACAGGGGACAAGCUUGCACUGUGUUGAAGAUACAUCGUACGGUUUCUUUCAUGAAGGCAAUGCCUACAUCGUUCUUAACAUAAACAGAGAUGGUGAAAAGUCAUUACAUUGUUGGACUGGUGGAUGUUGCACUGAAAGAAAUGCAAAAUUUGCAAUGGACAAGGCUGAAAAGUUGGACAAGAUUGUUGGAGCAGCUCAUAUUUGUUCAAGAGAGGUACAAGGCAACGAAUCUACUGCAUUCUUCAGACUUUUCCCUGACGGUGUUAUAUAUAUCGAAGGCAGACAUAAAACAAGCCCGUCUAAAGCAUCUUGCUAUGAGAAGAGGAUGUAUAUUGUAACUGGGCGGAAAUACGCAAGAGCAGAAUGUGUUCGACAAAGAAAGGACUAUUUGACGGCAGACUCGCUCGUUAUACUUGAUAACUUUCCAAGAAUUUAUGUAUGGAUCGGCAGAAAUACUGAAUAUACUCGACGUAAUAAGGCAAUACGUAUUGCCAGAAAACUUCAGUUAACUCAAAGGCGGUCAAGAUGUCACGUUGUGAUCAUAGACGAAGCAGACGACAGUCUAUGUCAAGCGUUCAAGAGAAAGUUUGACGAUAUAGAUUUCCCGAACCCAGCUAAACGUGAAACAGAAGUGGAGAAAAACAUAUCGGAUGUUGAAGAACCCAACCUCGUUCUAUACAGAAUUUCCGGUGAUCGAGUUAUGUAUGACAUGCCGGCGGCGUCAAAGCGCCCCCUGAAUCAAUGCUAUCUAACAAAACGUGACAGCUAUCUGCUGGACAGAGGCAAGGAUAAAACAUUGUUUAUAUGGGUAGGUUCUGAAGCAAAGGAAGAGGAUGUUCACGACGCCUUAAAGAGAGCUAAGUUAUUUUCAACACACCAUAAUUAUCCGACAGAAAGUUCAAUAUGUAGAAUACGUGAGAACCACGAACCUCCAGAAUUUAAACGGUGCUUCUGUGACUGGAAAGAAAGAAUUUCAAAAGAAAUGUCAUUAACCAAACGUUAUAGCGCAGGGAAUAUAGGACGUGCUUUGUUUUCUCGCACUGAUAGAAGAACAAUUGCCACAACAAAAGAGUGCUGGUCAGAAGACACCCUUGGAGAAUGGAGAAAAAAUACUCAGGUAUGGGUGUUGAACAACAAUAAGUUAGAAGAGUGGGAGCACAUGGGAUUGUUUACCAACAGUAAAUGCUUCAUUCUUCUCCAUACAACUAUAGAAAUGUCUCACUACCAGUUCAUCAUAUACCUAUGGAUUGGCAGCAAAAGUACGCAAGAGGAUGAAGAAAGACUUGUAGAGUUAGCCGAGGAGAAGAAUAAUCAACUAGAAAAUAGAGGUGUUCAGAUUCGUGUACUUGACCAUAAAGAACCCCAACAUUUCUUGACGGCACUUCAAGACUGGAUGAUUGUAUAUGACGGUGAUGAAACUAAUGCUAGCCGAGAAGGAAACAUCAAAUUGUUCUGUGUGAGAGAUUUCGGAGAACGUGCUACCAGAAUACAACAGGUUGCACCGGCUUGGGAAAACUUGAACAGUUCUUCCUCUUUUGUAUUAUUAACAGACAGUGGUGCUUAUCUUUGGUAUGGCAAGAACUCAGGAAGUACGGAGAGGGAGGCAGCUAAACAUUUACUAAGUAUACUGUGUUCGUCAAGGAUGUUUUCGUAUGAGAUAGCGAUGGAAGGUAAGGAACCAGCUGUGUUCGUGACUCUGCUUGGUGCCAGGUCGGCUUACGAGGAAGAAUAUAAAGAGAAGAGUCUAAGCAAACGUCCUGCAUGUUUGUUACAUUAUAACCAUAAAUCUCACGUAGCGGAACUUAUUGAUGAUUUCCAACAAGAGGAUUUAUCAGAAGAAGGUGUUUAUAUUCUGGACACAUAUAGCCAGGUAUUUGUAUGGUGUGGUGAAAGAGUUGACAGUGGUACGAGAAAGAAGUUGUUUACUUUGGCAAAGGACUACAUAAAGCAGGACCCAGCAGGCAGACAAUUUGAUCUGGUCUCAGUCUGGCUUGUUUCCCAAAGAACUGAGCCGUUCUCUUUUACCAAACACUUCACCACAUGGAAUGCUCUUGGAUACGCGGGUCGCCAUGCAUAUGAAGUUUUUAGGAAACGAGUUCGUCAAGAAAAUGCUAAAAUAGACGUGCAUCAAAGUGUUGUUGAUACCAGCUUUCUAAAGCAACCAAAAUAUCCAUACAUAACAUUGUUGAGAGCAGACUUGCCUCAUGAUGUGGACGACACUAACAAACAGAAUCAUUUAUCCGAGAAACAAUUCCAGGAGCAUUUAAAGAUAAGCAGACUAGAAUUUUAUCGUCUGCCUCUAUGGAAGCAGUCUCAGAUAUUGAGAUCAGCCCGCCUUUUCUACAGCCCGUCACUCACAACAAAACCUUUCGUACCGUUAGAGAAUUGACUUUUAGCUUGCCGGAAUGGACCACAUUAGCCUUUGUAAACAUGGUACCAGACCGUGUACCUCAGCGCCUGGUCGGGAAUGACAUCAUUUAUGUUUAUUCGGAUAAAAUUUAAAAAAAAAUCAACAACAACAACAACGUCAAGCAGACGACAUUUUAGCUGACAACAAUUUUCUCAGCAUGCGAAGGGUUAAGAUUCUAGGAUGAAUGACACUAUAGGAAAACGUUUCUUACAAAAAGAUGAGUUUAUUAAAACGGAAACACUAAAUCACAUUAGCAGACGACAUCGAGUGAAAUAUGAGUUAUACAUCAAAAUUUUGUUAUUUAUUUUAUUUAUUAUUUAUUUAUUUCUUUAAAAAGACAAUUUUGCUAAUUUUAUGCUUAAAUAUAUGAAUGACAAAUUAAAGUUGAUUUAUUCUUAUAUUAUGAACUGUAUGUAUUGAUGCAUAGUUCUUUGUUUGACAAUUUGCUUGUCUAUAGAACAGACAAAUAUAAUAAGUCAUGCAGACAUUGCUUUUAUUUGACUAUUAUUAUGAUAAUUUCACUUUGAUUAUCAAAGUGUUGGACGAUUUGGUUCUUUUUUUUCCAAAUGGUAACCCUGUCUCAAUUUUCCUUUACACAUGCCCCUCGGUAACCAUGUCCCAUUAUAUCUUAACACUGUAUUCAUCUGAUCUCACUAAAUUACUCAACCUUGACUUAUUAUCUCUUUACAUGAUUACCUUGGCCCAUCAACUAUUUUCACGACAACCGUGACCUAUCGUCUCUUUACACGGUAAAGGUGGCCAAUUAACUCUUUAUACGACAACCGUGGCCUGAUAUCGUUUUACACGGUACCCAUGACCCUUAUAAUCAUCAACCGACCAUCGUGACCUUUUAUCUCUUUACAUGGUAACCGUGACUGAUUAUUUCUUUGAAAUAUUGUCUUUCUACCCGAUAACCAUACCCCAUUUUCUAUUCACACGGUAAAUGUGUCACAUUAUCUCUUUCCAAGUUAACCUUGACACCCUCUUAGUACUUGGGAACCGUUCCUAGCUCUUUUUUUAACACGGUUAACGUGCCUCAUUUGCAUAGUACUUAAAGGUGUGCUUCCGAUUUCUUUAGAGUCACUAUCGUUAUAAAUUGGUGCUUAGUUUGCAGUAGUACAGUACAGUGAUACCAUAAACUUAAUAUUUCAUACAGUCACAUGUUUUUCAUUAGCGACGAGUCUUAAUAAAAAAUAACUGGCUGGUUGAUUUAAAUGUAAAAUAUACAUAUUGUUUUUGUUUAGUUAUAUACUAAGUGUAUAUUGAAUAAAACUGAUUCAAACGCUU